Messenger RNA from Pomacea canaliculata, 719 nucleotides. RefSeq names its product 60S ribosomal protein L18a-like. Lineage: Eukaryota; Metazoa; Mollusca; Gastropoda; Architaenioglossa; Ampullariidae. The record is from RefSeq and is a predicted model, not a curated record. Gene Ontology annotation, cellular component: ribosome; cytosolic large ribosomal subunit. Gene Ontology annotation, biological process: translation. The transcript has 5 exons. Gene Ontology annotation, molecular function: structural constituent of ribosome. The coding region runs from base 132 to 662 and encodes 176 amino acids.
GUCUUUAUAUUAAGACUUAGGUCAGAAUUAGAGGAAAUUAUUUGGUUUUGAGACAGCGAAUAAUCAAUUUUUGAAGACGCUGUCACGCGAGAUACAACGCAUUCUUCCUUUUCCCUACUCGUGUGGCCGACAUGAAAGUUAAGGGCGAGCUUAAAGAAUACAAGGUGGUGGGUCGGGGCCUACCCAGCCCAAAAAAUCGAGUCCCCACUCUUUAUCAGAUGCGCAUCUUCGCUCCUGAUCAGGCUUCAGCCAAGUCUAGGUUCUGGUAUUUCCUAAGUCAGCUGAGAAAACUGAAAAAGGCAACUGGAGAGAUUGUCCUGUGCAGCAGGGUAUACGAGAAGAAGCCACUUAAGGUUAAAAACUUUGGCAUAUGGCUUCGCUACAACUCCCGCUCAGGAACACACAACAUGUACCGCGAGUACAGGGACCUCACUGCUGCUAAGGCUGUUACCCAGUGCUAUACCGACAUGGGAGCUCGCCACAGAGCACGUGCAUCUUCUAUCCACAUUAUAAGAGUGGAGGAAAUUGCAGCUGCCAAGUGCCGCCGACCUAACAUCACACAGUUCCAUAACAGCAAGAUCAAGUUCCCUCUGACCCACAGGGUGAACAGACACCUCCAUGCCCCUCGUUUCUGUACAAGCCGCCCGCACACUACUUUCUAAUAUUGUGUAUUGGUUUGUGCAUUACAGACAUUUCAAUAAAGAUGAAAGGGGUGAAAU